Molecule: messenger RNA, 525 nt
Organism: Columba livia (rock pigeon)
Lineage: Eukaryota; Metazoa; Chordata; Aves; Columbiformes; Columbidae
Product: olfactory receptor 14J1-like
Exons: 2
Biological process (GO): G protein-coupled receptor signaling pathway
Cellular component (GO): membrane
Molecular function (GO): olfactory receptor activity; odorant binding
Source: RefSeq, a predicted model, not a curated record
CUGCACUAUGGGACCCUCCUGGGCAGCAGAGCUUGUGUCCACAUGGCAGCAGCUGCCUGGGCCACUGGGUUUCUCAAUGCUCUGUUGCACACGGCCAAUACAUUUUCACUGCCCCUGUGCAAGGGCAAUGCCCUGGGCCAGUUCUUCUGUGAAAUCCCCCAGAUCCUCAAGCUCUCCUGCUCACACUCCUACCUCAGGGAACUUGGGAUUAUUGUGUUUAGUCUGUUAAUCGGUUUUGGCUGUUUUGUGUUCAUUGUGGUGUCCUAUGUGCAGAUCUUGAGGGCCGUGCUGAGGAUCCCCUCUGAGCAGGGUCGGCACAAAGCCUUUUCCACCUGCCUCCCUCACCUGGCCGUGCUCUCCCUGUUCAUCAGCACUGUCAUGUUUGCCUACCUGAAACCCCCCUCCAUCUCCUCCCCAUCCCUGGACCUGCUGGUGUCAGUUCUGUACUCAGUGGUUCCUCCAGCAGUGAACCCCCUCAUCUACAGCAUGAGGAACCAGGAGCUCAAGGAUGCCUUGAAGUUUUAG